AUGUUCAUAGACGCAUGCGCAAAUAUUAAGUGCCAGUCAUAUGAAGAGUGCAAAUACAACAGUGCCAAGAAAAGUGGUGAAUGUCGAUGUUUGGAUGUAUCUAAAUGUCCAUCAGACAGCAGUGAAGUUUGUGGCUCAAACGGGAAAACAUACCAAAACGAAUGCGUGAUGAAGACGUCUAGCUGCCAAGAGGGAAAGAACAAUGUCAACGUAGUAGCAGUUGGGAAGUGCCACUAUGGUGGAAUUUGCCGAGGUCCUCAGCCUGCGCCUCCAGAUGGUGUCACGUGCAGAUCGAGUACUUACCGAUACUGGUUCGAUGCAAGUACUGGACAGUGUAAACGAUUCGCUUUCGGCGGCUGCUUUGAAGGAACAAACAACUUUUACACUGUGGAGGAUUGCCAACAGAAAUGCAUUGAUACUAACAUUUGCAAACUGCCAUUCGAUGCCGGGAAAUGCAACGUUGAAAAGAGCGUUCGAUGGUUCUACAACUCUUCGUCCAACCAAUGUCGAAAAUUUCGAUAUGGAGGAUGUUUUGGUAACGAAAAUCAUUUCUACAGCCGAGACUCAUGCUUGAACAAAUGUUGCGAGUGUUUUUCAAAAGCUUCCCGAAAAGUUGCAGUUAAAAAGAAUGACGCAAUGGUCGUGGUGAGUGUAAAAUCAAUAAAGUCAACUAGAGGUGGCAAAGUAAAAUACGACGUCAAACUUGCAAAAGUAUGCAAAGCAAAAAAUAGCGUUUCUGACAAACUGCACUCUGGGAAAACUAUUUCUUUAUCUGUACGCCAAGAAGUGGAUGGGAAAUCCAGCUGUUUAUGUCCAAAAUUGGUUGAAGGUAAAGACUACCGGAUGGCAGUUAACCUAGGCGCAACUUCCAGCAAGAUUUGGGAAAUCGAAUUACCAAAGUUGUAUUACAUUAAACAGACAAGAACAUGUUGA
This is a messenger RNA of Corticium candelabrum, 933 nucleotides long. RefSeq names its product papilin-like. NCBI's taxonomy places the organism in Eukaryota, Metazoa, Porifera, Homoscleromorpha, Homosclerophorida, Plakinidae. The transcript is spliced from 5 exons. Gene Ontology annotation, molecular function: protein binding; serine-type endopeptidase inhibitor activity. The record is from RefSeq and is a predicted model, not a curated record. Bases 1 to 933 code for a protein of 310 amino acids.